CGAAACUCAGAUGGCGCUUCACCCUGACUCGGACGCGUUCCACAUCAUGGCGCAUGCAUGCGAAUAGCCUCCUAUUUCGCACAACGGAGCCCUGUCCGCAAUUUGCCCCAGCUUCAAUAAUGGUCUUCCCUCGGCCCUUCAGCUGUUCAUUCCUUGCCUCUUUUCGUUCUAUAUUCUCUAUUUUUAUCGAAUAAUAAUAUACCUAAUAUCAUUUCGGGGCACUCCAGCAUCAAGUAUUCAGCGCAUCCACUUCCAGCAUUGAGCCCGUUGAAGAUCCAGCAAUUCCCGACAACCCCAUCUCCACCAAAAGCAUGUCAUCUACCACCAUCGUCAACAGAAAGCUCUCCGUCCUGUCCGUCAGCUCACCAACCUCGUACCAAAAUCGCCAAUCCCAACUCUACCGCGAACUAGAACUGCUCCUCGACUUGACACCCAGCACGUUCAGCUCAUCUCUCCUGCGCCUGCCCACAGAGCUGCGAGCCCAGAUCUUCACCCACCUCUUGCCGCCGACGGAAAAUGCGCGCACAGAGCUACACACCUGCCUUUGGGGCGCAGAAAUGCACGCCGCAGAGCCCUGGCGCCACUCCAUCAUCGGCUACGGAUCAAAAGUGCCCGGCUCCUUACGCCUGCACCCAGCGCUCCUCCUCAUCAACAAGAAGCUGCGCGACGAAGUCCUGAAACUGUACUGGGGUAGAAGCCAACUCACGCUGCACGCGGAACUGCGCAACACGAAAUUCCAAAACGACCUCUUCGACUACUCGCCGCACAUCCUCAAGCUGCCGCUGCUCGCCUGCGCGACGCACGUCCGCUUCUAUGUCGAGUGGAAUUACACGCUGACCAAAGCCGCGAGCGCGCAGCAGCGCAUGGACGACUACGUGCGCAUGACGGACGACUUCUGCAAGGCCAUGGACGAGAUUCUGGCCCGGAUGGGGCGCGUCGAGGGCAUCGAGCUGAGCGUCUUGUUCUUCUGGAAGUACAGGAGCGGCAAGGUGUACGCGCUGACGAUGGGAGAUCUGUUCGAGGUUGAGGACGUGCUGAAGAAGUAUGCCGAGCCCAAGUGGUUGGGGAUAUUGCAGAAGGCGCAGGGCAGAUUAGGCGGACUGAGGGCGAGCGCGGUGAGCAGUCCAGGGUUGGCGCCGGGCGCAGGCGUGGGGUACAAGCUGAGUAGUGAGAGGAAGGGGUUGGAGCAAAGUGGGGGCAUGGAGAUCUUUGUGAGUCGGGACCUGGAGGCGUGUAUGGGGAAGAAGAGGAAGGAGGUGGAUUAUUAUGGGAAUUUCGCGGUGAACGAGACGCUGCCGCAGCCGGGUUAUGAGGCGGGGAACAUGAUUUGAAGAGUUCAGAGAGUAGGACAUCGUGAAAGAAACAUCAUAUAGCCUAAAGUGUGGCUAUUUUCAGAUAUCAGUAAACGCCAUAAAUUCAAGUAUUGGG
Didymella exigua CBS 183.55 is the source of this 1428-nucleotide messenger RNA. RefSeq lists its product as uncharacterized. The record is from RefSeq and is a predicted model, not a curated record. The coding region runs from base 312 to 1331 and encodes 339 amino acids. Lineage: Eukaryota; Fungi; Ascomycota; Dothideomycetes; Pleosporales; Didymellaceae. The transcript has a single exon.